AGAUGGCUAAUGGCGUCUUUCAGGCAAUGUUGCCUGUGUGACGUCUAAUCUAAUGGACGGGAAGUUUCUUCAACCACAACUGCGACCUCGGUAGCUUUGCUAGGCGACGUAGCAGGAACAUUUGAGCCCUUUAUACGCUUUCGGUGUUUAUUCGCCACUCUGUUUUAAACACAUUUCUGUCGUAUCUACUAGUUACCCCUUUUAAUAUCAUACGUACGACAGCUUGCUGUCUGGUUAAGGUAGCAGUAGCACUAGGCUAAUUGCUAAUGCUAACUAGCUAACAUCCCCGACCAUGAGUUCAAAAAGCUACCACACCUCCGCUGAAGAGGAGGACUGCUGGACGGAGAGAAACGCUCUCGUGAAAGAGGAGAAGGAAGAAGAGGCUGUCACAGUUAAACAAGAAGUAAAGGAUGAGGCUAUUACAGUGAAAGAGGAAGACGUUUCAGUGAAAAAGGAGGAGGAAGUUAAACAAGAGGGUGCCGUUUGUACAGUGAAAGAGGAGACGACUGUCACGGUGAAAGAAGAGGAAGACGUUUUUGGAGUGAAGGAGGAGGGGGAGAUCACUGUCAUACUGGAGGAGGAAGAAGAGCAGAAUGGAGAUCUGAUUAACACCAGAGAGACACCAGACUCAGAAGAUCCAGAGCAAGAGACGUCUGAACCAGCAAGACGACACCACUGUUCCCACUGUGGAAAGACUUUUACCCAGUUACGGACACUGAAGGUGCAUGAAAGAAUACACACUGGAGAGAAGCCCUACCAAUGUUCCCAGUGUGGAAAGAGUUUUACCCAGCUAGGGAGCCUGAAAAUACAUAAUAGAAUUCACACCGGAGAGAAGCCUUACCAGUGCGCCCAGUGUGGAAAGAGAUGUUCACAGUUAAGUUGCCUGAAAUCACAUGAGAGAAUGCACACAGGAGACAAGCCUCACAAAUGCCUUCAAUGUGGUAAUACUUUUAAGCGGUUAAGUAACCUGAAAGAACAUCAAAGAGUACACACAGGGGAAAAGCCUUACUACUGUUUAUAUUGUGAAAAGCGUUUCAGCUGGGUAAGGCAACUGAAAGAGCAUGAGAGAACACACACCGGAGAGAAGCCCUACCAAUGCUCCCAGUGUGGAAAGAGUUUUACCCAGUUCGGGAGCCUGAAAAUACAUGGGAGAAUCCACACAGGCGAAAAGCCUUUCCAAUGUUCCCAGUGUGGAAAGAGUUUUAACCGGUUAGGUAACCUGAAAUCACACGAGAGGACACACAAAGAAGAAGAGCCACAUCACUGCUCCCAGUGUGGAAAGAAUUUUACCUCAUUACGCUUCCUGAAGAAUCAUGAGCAAAGACACACUGGGGAAAAGCCUUUCCCCUGCUCCCAGUGUGGAAUGACAUUUACCUGGUUACGGCAACUGAAAUCACAUGAAAGAAUCCACACAUGAGAGAAAUGUUACGAAUGCUCCCAGUGUAGAAAGAUAUUUACCCAGUUCAGGCACCUGAAAGACUGAGGUUACACACACAGGGGAGAAGCUUUACUCAUGCUCCCAAUGUGGAGAGUGAUUUUUCACAUACUUACAAUUCAUGAGGUAACACGCACAUUGAGGUAACACACUUCUCAUCCUCAAUUCAUGAGGUAACACGCACAUUGAGGUAACACACUUCUCAUCCUCAAUUCAUGAGGUAACACGCACAUUGAGGUAACACACUUCUCAUCCUCAAUUCAUGAGGUAACACGCACAUUGAGGUAACACACUUCUCAUCCUCAAUUCAUGAGGUAACACGCACAUUGAGGUAACACACUUCUCAUCCUCAAUUCAUGAGGUAACACGCACAUUGAGGUAACACACUUCUCAUCCUCAAUUCAUGAGGUAACACGCACAUUGAGGUAACACACUUCUCAUCCUCAAUUCAUGAGGUAACACGCACAUUGAGGUAACACACUUCUCAUCCUCAAUUCAUGAGGUAACACGCACAUUGAGGUAACACACUUCUCAUCCUCAAUUCAUGAGGUAACACGCACAUUGAGGUAACACACUUCUCAUCCUCAAUUCAUGAGGUAACACACUUCUCAUCUUAUACUGAAAAGUGGUGCUUUGUGGUUUUGUUUAUGCUCUUUUUUUCCAUAUGAAAUCAAAUUGGAGAAAACCUACUCAAAAAUAUAUUUGUAUGUUUUAUGUUUUUAAAUCCCAAGAUAUGAAUUGAAUAUGGAGUGUGUCAGUUUUUAUGUAGAUUCUAUGUACACUCUCUGUGAUUAAAUAGUCUUCUUUUUUUUACUCUG
Molecule: messenger RNA, 2253 nt
Organism: Oncorhynchus tshawytscha (Chinook salmon)
Lineage: Eukaryota; Metazoa; Chordata; Actinopteri; Salmoniformes; Salmonidae
Product: zinc finger protein 239-like
Exons: 2
Coding region: 293-1417 (374 amino acids)
Cellular component (GO): nucleus
Source: RefSeq, a predicted model, not a curated record